UGGAAGUGUACAAGUUUGUGUCAUGUGAUUUGUAAAAUAAGCAACAGAGAGCGACUUUAGGUGUGAAUAAGAAAAAUAAAGGAAGCCUAUAUACUUCUCACAGUAAGCUGUUCCUCACCAUGGCAGACGAUAUAAAGAGGUAUCUGUACAAACAGCUCCCCACAGUUGAAGGCCUUCAUGCAAUAGUAGUAAGCGACAGAGAUGGAGUUCCUGUAGUCAAAGUUGCCAAUGACAACGCUCCUGAAUAUGCACUGCGGCCAGGUUUUCUCUCCACCUUUGCCCUGGCCACUGAUCAGGGCAGCAAACUGGGGCUGUCCAAAAAUAAGAGCAUUAUCUGCUAUUACAACACCUACCAGAUUGUGCAGUUUAACCGGUUACCAUUAGUGAUCAGCUUUAUUGCAAGUAGUAACGCCAACACAGGUUUGAUCAUCAGUUUGGAGAAGGAGCUUGUUCCAUUGAUUGAGGAAUUAAGGCAGGUGGUGGAGGUCGCAUAGAAGUCACCCAGCUUUACAGCUUUACAACUACUGCUACAUCACACAUCUGAAUUCAUUCAAAGAGCCACACACAAAUCCAUUAUGCACCUUGGACAUUGUUAUCAUUUUUCUUGUGUUCAUUCACACUCACUUUUAUGAUGUUGAUUGUGAACUUAAAUGUCAUGUCGGCUGUAUGUUUAUCUUAUGAAUGUAAGUAACCCAUUUGUUUAUAUGUUUGUCUUAAUGUCAUUAAUAAAUCUGUGUAAGACUUUGGUUACAAAAAUAGAAAUUUAUUUAACAUUUACAUUUUUACACAGAUAAAUCUGUUAUCCAGAAAGGACAGGUACAGUUUCCUCUAUUCAGGUCAUUUAAUAUACUGGCCUGAUAUAUUCAGCUCACAGUUCACAGUUUUUACAUAUUACAGCAGAUAAAGCAGAUACAUUUAUUAAACUUCUUAGGAAACAUUAUUAACACAGAAAUAAAAGCUGUACUACCUACAACAGUAAUACAAAAUACAGGAUGUACAGCCAUAUUGGCACCUAUCUUGGCUUUAUCCUGUAAGGCAGGGGUGCCCAAUACGCCAAUUAAACGUGCCUCAUUCAAACAGGUCAACGUGAUUGACAUGAAAUGUGGCCACUGUUUCUUUAAUUUGCAAUUUGUUACCAUAGCUACGCCAGUCCGCCCAAAGCACUGCUGAUCUAGAACGUUUUCAUUCAUUCAGUAAAUAGUUUGUGCCAUUUUUGCAUUUUUCUUUUGUAACCUACACUGUUUGUGAAGAUGAGUGUGCAACCAAGCUAAAAAAUAAAAAAAAAGUUUUAAUCUGGGCAAG
This is a messenger RNA of Trichomycterus rosablanca, 1302 nucleotides long. It is a transcript of the gene lamtor3, whose product is annotated as late endosomal/lysosomal adaptor, MAPK and MTOR activator 3. The coding region runs from base 120 to 494 and encodes 124 amino acids. The transcript is spliced from 7 exons. Gene Ontology annotation, biological process: positive regulation of TOR signaling; cellular response to amino acid stimulus. NCBI's taxonomy places the organism in Eukaryota, Metazoa, Chordata, Actinopteri, Siluriformes, Trichomycteridae. Gene Ontology annotation, cellular component: Ragulator complex. The record is from RefSeq and is a predicted model, not a curated record.